Molecule: messenger RNA, 3920 nt
Organism: Rhododendron vialii
Lineage: Eukaryota; Viridiplantae; Streptophyta; Magnoliopsida; Ericales; Ericaceae
Exons: 11
Coding region: 2154-3341 (395 amino acids)
Molecular function (GO): catalytic activity
Source: RefSeq, a predicted model, not a curated record
AAUUUUUCUUAACUCGUUAAAAUGAGUUUGUCACGCUCUCUCCUUAAUCCCGCUCAAUCCCAUCUUUCCCUGGAAUUAUAGAGUACUCCACAAUGUCCACAUAUACGGAUAAAAUUUAUCAAUUUCCGGAAACUAGAAUUCCGUAUUUUUUCUGAUUUGAUAGGAUUAGGCACAGUAAUCAAAUCUCAAGCGCCUAAUCCGCGAAUUAAAUGAGUUGUAACGGUAACUGGACCAGGCGUCGUUUGAGAUAUUCUAAUGGAGUAUUUGCUUUAAACAAAUACUACAUUGAGCAUGUUUUCCAGUAGCUACAAGUGAUUGUCAGGUCAAGUUGGCCAACACGUGAAAGGGAAUAAUUAGUACUCCACUACACUACUACUACUUUCAUGUUCUUUUUUGUUAAAAGGCGAAAAACUCAACUUUUACUAGGAAAAUAGUACCUCGAUAGAUUAAUACAACUAUUAAGCACGUGGCAUUGAAUAUUGAAAACUAUUCUGAAGGUCUGGAAGAAGAUCAAAAAAAACAGUCAAGGAUUUUUUUUUGAUCUUAUAACAGAUUUGAUUUGUCUGGGAGUAUAAUUUUUCACAUACCUGCUAAAAAUGGCUAAAAUUAUUCUUGGGUUUGAAACUUUCACGGGUAAUAUGACUUUCGAAGCAUAUAAAAAAGGUCAGACAGGAGUGGAUAAAUACAAAAAAGGGUCUUCUUCCAAUUAAUCUUCUGCGAGCUUAGCUGUAUUAUCUCAAUCAGUAAGAGAAAUAGUCAAAACAUUACUCAUUACUGUGUGAAAAGAGAAUCAUAAGCUCUUUCUGAACAGCUUCUAUCUUAUCUUGCACCAAGAGAAAGAGUCAAAAUAUUACUCUAUUGUAUACUAACUACUCCUCUACUAAUGAGGUGACCAGAUGACUAUAAAACCUACCAAUUUGUGUCACUGUUUGCGUAACAAAAUUUGUUUAUACCAUUAUUCAUGGUUGCCCGUGGGAACAACGUCUGGCCCCGUUCCGCUAAUAUUUUUAUUUUUCAAGUAUUUAUUUUUUAUUUUACGAGACAAGUCAUUCUCUCACAAUAAACACUUAUUUUAGUUGAUGAAAUACACCCUAAAACACUCUGUUUAAAAAAAAAACUGAUAAAAUAUAGUUUAUGUAUUUUGUUUGACAGUUUCACUAUCAUACCCGAUGUGUACAUUUGUUUGUAUAGGAUGAAACAACAAAACUGUCAAUUUUUGAGAAUUGAUUUUGCUACUUUCCUUUUUGUUAAUGUCAACUCUCAUCCUUUCACAAAAUAAAUCAUCUUAUAUAAACAAAAAUAGGAGCGGCAAAAUCACUCCCCUUCUAUAUAAAAAGGAAACAUACCACUAAUGGGAUUCCAAAGAAAGUACAAAAAAUGCGGCUUGUUCAAUUCACCACUUUAAAUUGGAAGCUUCGUAAAAGGAAAAAGUGUAAUAACUGUUAACCACUCCAUAAUUAAAUAAGGAAGUACUACGUAGGUUAUAGGUAACCUCUCUCACACCAUCUUUUCUCAAUAAUUCCGUAGGUACCGAUGAAGGGUUCAUCUUGGCACGUGACAUCCAUUACGGGUCUCACAAAAAUAAUCUAAAUAGUUAUUAAGUUUAAAAUAAUUUUUUAAUUGGCCUUGAGAAUAAUUAACCCCAUUGGAUAACUAUAAAUUCUUGAACUAAUGUACUCAAUUUUUUAUUCAGAAUUCUACAUUUUGAAUGAAAAAUAAAAAAAAUUAUAAAUAAACAAUUCAAAUUAUUUAUAUAAGACCCGUAACUAGUCUCACUCGCCAAUCUGUGCACAUAGGUGUAAUCUCAUCGGUACCCAUAGUUGAACUGCUCUUUUUUCUUUUCUUUUCUUUAUUUUCCCCAUAUGCAUAAAUUUGGACUUUGACCCCAGCCAGCGGCCAAAGCCUACCGUCCUACGCGUCCCUAUCUAUCCCUUGAAAUGAACACGGCAAAAAGUCUAAACAAACGAAUAUAUAAAUACUUACUACUACCACAGAAAUUAAAAAACAAAAACAAAAAGGGGUAUAACUAAUUGGACCUGUAAUAACUCGUUCCCAUCGUUCUAAAUUCCGGAUUGGAGGAGGAUCAGGAACACAGCUCAACAUCUCCUCCUCCUCCUCUCUCUCUUCCAAUUCUCUCACUAGAAUUCACAGCGAUGCCGUUCUGUUACGUGGGUUCAUACCAGGCCGGAGGAGAUUCAUUAAACAACAAUGGAACCAAGAUUUUUUACAGAACGUACGGCCACGGACCGGUCAAAGUCCUAAUGAUCAUUGGAUUGGCUGGGACCCACGAUUCAUGGCAUCCGCAAAUCAAGGGGCUCACGGGCACCGUCACGCCCAAUGACGAUGACCAAUUUCCGGCUGCCGAUGCGGGAAACAAUGGUGUGGAGGUUUGUGCUUUUGAUAAUCGAGGAGUUGGUCGUAGCUCUGUUCCCACCACAAAAUCAGAAUACACAACAAGAAUCAUGGCAAAAGAUGCAAUAGCACUAAUGGAUCAUUUAAGUUGGAGAAAAGCCCAUGUUUUUGGCCAUUCAAUGGGAGCUAUGAUAGCUUGUAAAUUGGCAGCAUUGGUGCCGGAUAGAGUUCUGUCUUUGGCUCUACUGAAUGUAACUGGUGGAGGUUAUGAAUGUUUUCCUAAGCUUGACCGUCAAACAUUAUCCAUUGCAAUCCGUUUCUGGAGGGCAAAAACUCCUGAGCAGAGGGCUGCUGUCGAUUUAGACACUCAUUACAGCAAGGAAUAUCUUGAGGAAUAUGUUGGACGUAAUACAAGAAGAUCAAUUUUGUUUCAAGAAUAUGUGAAAGGUAUAUCAGCAAGUGGCAUGCAGUCGAAUCAUGGUUUUGAUGGGCAAGCUAACGCAUGCUGGAGACAUGAAAUGUCAACAAAAGAACUUGAAUCAAUCUGCUCUGCAGGAUUUCUGACAUCAGUGAUUCAUGGCAGGAGUGAUAUCAUUGCUCAAUUGUACUAUGCAAGGAGACUUGCUGAGAAGCUGCAGCCUUGUGCUAGAAUGAUAGAACUCCGCGGAGGACAUCUAGUGAGUCAUGAGAGGACCGACGAGGUCAACCAAGCCCUUGCUGAAUUAAUCAACGCAUCAGAGGCAAAUGUAAGCCCAUGUGACUGGGGAACCACACCCAAGAGAAGCCCUGGGUGGGCGAUGACAAGGAUAUCUUUAGGCAGAACUAACUUCGAAGGAGGAAGCAAGCUUUCUAUUGUGGUUGUCGCUGUAGAAAAGAUGCACAUAUUUCUGUUAUACCUCUUGAGCCUUGUUGUGUUGCUGUUUGAGUAUAUACGAAGGGCUUUAAGGAGUCUAAAACCAGUUAAAGUUGGACCUGCCAUUGAGCUAUAAUCGUUUGCUACUGGGGGUCUUUUUAGCAUGUCACCCCAGUGGUGCGACUCUUUGGGGACAUAACCAGUCCUCUAAUAUUAUAACCAAAAGUUAUGUCUUGAGAAUAAUACACAAGGCUGAUACGGGUACUUAUGGAAGGGUAACAUUCGGACGUGGAAGUAGAUAAAAGAGCCAACAGUAAAGCGGAUUCUUCUAUCUGAACUAGAAGGCCAACACAAAGUGGAUGGCUAGCAUGUUUUCUUCUUGCCCUUUAGUUGUAUUUGUAUCAGUACACAAGCGGGGUUUUUUUAUUUAUCAUUGCACAAGCAAAUGUUUGUGCAACUGUGUUGUACUUUCAAUUUUCAAAUAGGUUGUAAUGUUAUACCGCUUGGAUGGCUUCCACCAAAGUUGUAUGCUUUUAUGGACUAUACGGCUCAGGCCUAAGCCAUGAAAGCCCAAUGCGUUGUUUGGGUGGAGGCUUACAAACUUGGGCAUAUGCAAAAGCCUUAUUUGCUUUUUGUGUGAGACAACAAAAAUUGUAAAUACAAAGCACUGAAAAGUCUUUAAAAUUGCAAACAAUAAUACUGCACAUUUUUAUUA